This is a messenger RNA of Pocillopora meandrina, 3842 nucleotides long. Lineage: Eukaryota; Metazoa; Cnidaria; Anthozoa; Scleractinia; Pocilloporidae. The record is from the annotation of a GenBank genome assembly.
AUGGCCUGGUUACUGAGACUGAGCAAGGCUUGGUUACAGAGGAUAAGAUUGAUGUCAUUUGUCCUCAAGUUUUCGAAGAUGCACGUGAAUUUUCUCCAUCCAUUUUUUAAGCCCAUAGCUGACUGUGAUGUAGUUAGCUCCGAUGGAUACACUGUCCAAAACCUCGUAAGCCCAGAUUUAAGAGAGAAUUCCCGAGGAUUUUUGGCUGCUCAUUUUAUCAAGCCUCCAACUCUGUUACUCUUUCAACUUCCAUUUCCAGUUCACGUAGAAUCAAUGAUCAUCAAACCUAAAGUUGGAUCUCAAAUUUCAUCUGGUAUAGCUGUUUUGGUGGCGGGAAUCGCCGCAAAAAACGAUCCUCACGUGAAUGGUGACAUAACCAACCAUAAAUCAACAGUGUCUUCUAAAAUGCAAAGAAUUAACAAUGGCCUCCCUUUGAUCUCAUACAAAAGAAAAAAUUGUCAGAAAAGUACAGCCGAAACUUGCCAGAAACAAUCACCCAAAGAAGUUGUCACCCAUCACCACAGUUAUGAAUUGAAUAUUACCCCUACAUCUGUGAAAGGUGAGCAUUCGCAGUUUUUUACACAAGUUGCUUGGCUUACUGACAGUGAAGGUAGAACAUUUCAUAUGGAAAACAAAUUGUUUCAAGAAAGGUUUCCUGUUCAAGGGAUACACUCAGUAGGAAGAUCAGAUAUUCAGCAAGGAGAAUUUCAGCGAUUAUCCUUCCUUAGAAAGGUUACUCAUGUAGCAUUGAAGAUUGCACGAUUAAGUGGCUCAAGUGUACCAGCUAUUGGCAAAGUUGAAAUCUGGGGACAACCAUCUGCUUGUUGCCAGCCAGGAGUUUUAGAAUAUGCCUUACAAGUCCAGGAAAAAAUUCAAGCAGGCAUACAUAGUAAGGCUGCUACCACAGCGGAUGAACACAUAAUGAAGCCAGAUUCUAAACAUUGUAGAUCAAUGAUUGCUACAAAUUGUAAUAGUAACCCCAUUCCAGAUGACUUUAUUGACCCGAUUACAUGUGAAAUCAUGACAGUGCCUUUGUUACUCCCAUCUGGUCACAAUAUAGACUCAGUUACACUUGAAAAGCACAUUAUGGCAGAGAGAACCUGGGGACGAUUACCAUCUGACCCAUUUACUGGAAAAUUAUUCUCAGAAUUUUCCAAGCCACUACCAAAUAGUCUACUUAAAGUAAGGAUUGACAAGUUCCUUCUGUCAUCAGGACUAAAUAAUUCUGUUCAUGGGAGAACAGUUGGAAGUGAGACUGUGUCACUUCGAGAAAAUAAUCAAACUAAAAGUAAAUUACUGAAAGCAAAUAAGGGACCUUCAGAAGACAGUCAUGCAAAAGCCCCUUCUGGUAGCAGUGAAGUCAGAGGUUCUCAUCUUGAAUUACCUUUAUUUGGUGCAAGAUAUCAGCAAAGGGUUCCAAAUAACUGCGAGCACAAGUCAGAACAAAAAGGUACUUCCUUCAUGAACCUCUUCAAAAUUGAUUUACUGCGUCAUUUGGUUUUUUCUUUCUCUAAAUUUUGUUUGAUGUUGGCUUGAGAGAUUUGUGUCUUAUAAAAUACAUUAAAAAAUUUAUUCAUUCUCAUUGGCAAAAAGGAAUGCAAUUUGAAGGUAGCACAAUGUAGAAGAAAGCUAAUACAGGGCAAAAGGUGGUAAAAACUGUUUAGCUGGGCUUUGAAUUUUUUCGCUGCUAAAAAAGUUAUAAAAAAGGGAGAAAAUAUUUGUUUAAAUUGAAUAUGGUUUUGAUUAAAUGCAUAGUGAAAUUUGCAGGGUUUGAAUAAUUUAUAUUUGCAUGUGAUUUGACUGCUUUGCUUCUCUAUAAUUCUGAAAAGCUAUGUGCAAUUUUUUUCAUGUAUAUCAUCAAGAAAGAAUCACAUGAUUUUUUUUCAUUGUAAUGUAAUUUGGUAUAAAUCACAGUAAGCACAAAGUGCACAUACCCUGAACAGGUGCAGCUAGUGGUUUUUCCUUCUGAACUUUUUCUUGGUUUAUUCUAAACUCACUCAAAAUCAUGCAUUUACUUACUAGUUAAUAAAUUUUUCUCUUCUUCUUAGCUUUCUGCUUGCUUUAAGAACAAUGAGACCACAAGGAUAAAUUGUACUUUGGUCACUUUGGGAGUGAUAGGGUUGAAUCAUGGGGUGGUUGUUAUCAUUCUUUCAAAUUGUUUUUUGUCAUUUAAUAGUUAUAUGUUGGCCUAUCAAAAAGGAGUGGUUUGUAUGAGAAACUAUUUUUUUAUGCAAGAUCUUGAACUACCUUGUUUAAGUGUAAAACUAUCUCUUAUUUCAACCUUUUAACUCCUAAGGGUGAGUAGCAUGAUGAGAAGAAGAAAGAAAAUGAUCACCAACAUAAGAAGCUCUUUAUUGUUAAAAAAAUUCUCUUGGUCAGCACUUUAGGAAAUGUAAAGAAAAAAGUAUGGAGGAUAUGAAUACUGACAUUAAGUGUAAAGGGAUAAAAACAACUGAAGAUAAAAUUACAAAAAAGGAUUGUUUUUUUCUCCUCUUUGUUUGGUAGAAGUGGAACUUGGACAUGAGGAGGCAGUCACUAGAAGUCUUGAUUCAGCUGUUAAUCUGACACUCCAAGGACUUCACAAGUUUACAAGAAAUAGACCAGUCAAUCACGAAACACCAACAGUAACACAACCUGCUACUGAAGAAACAAGCAAAGGUACCUUGCUUUGGCAAGCUGUUUCUUUAGACAUAGUAAAUCAAAGUUGAAAUGUUAAUUUGACUGAAAAUACAAACAGAUGAUAAUUUGAUAAAACAUUACAUUAGGAAAGAUGGUAUUUUUUGACAAAGAAAUGAGACAAAAAUUUUGUCACAAGUGUGGAACAAAUGUUUUUCAUUUUCUUUUAUCAAUGUCUGAACUUAGAAUUUAUCAUCCUCUUCAAAAUUUAGUCAGGAUGCAGAACCCUUAUCACCAGUGUACCAAGUUUGUGGCCUAAUUACAAUGAGUGGCCAAAGUAAUUGGUCCAUCUCCCCUUUGUAGGUAGUUCAGACAACACUACACUCAACCCAAAUAAACACAAGUCUUUUAAAUGAAAUCUUAAAUCUGUAAUAAGUUACUUUAAAGUACUCCUUUUUCCCCUGAAUAACUUGGGGAAAUGAAAUUCAAACACUAGUUUAGCAUGCUAAGACUUUUGCCACUCAUUGUUACUAAUGAGAUCUCUGUGGCUUAGUUGGUGGAACAUGCAGUUGAAAAAAUCAGCACUGGCUAGGUUACAAACCCUCAUGACUUACUCUGACCAACAUUUUAAAAACAUCUUUCUGUUUUGAUGACCAAGCUCAAAAUUUGUCCAUUUUCUCAUUUUCCCUAAAAGCAGAUGUUUACAUCUAAAUUGCUUCCAAACCUACUGAGAACUGUGACCCCUUAUUACUGUUAAGGAAAUAGUGACCACUAAUACUAUGUUGUGCUUUAAUAGGUUUGGGAGAAAGACUUAAGAGGCCAGCACCAAAAACUUCAGAAACUUCGAAAAACUUCAUCAAAAAGAAACCCACUGUUUCAUGUGUGUCAUGUGAUCAGGAUCUGUCAUCACAAUCCAUAUUUCACCUGCCAUGCCAGCACAUUAUGUGUCGAUCAUGUCUCCUGAAAGAAACAGAGCAAAGUGACAAUAACAGCACAUGCAAGCUGUGUAAAACAACAUAUAGGCGAACGAAUGUCGUUCGAGUUCAUAAUGUCUGACAAUCCUUUUCCCUAAAGGGAUUAUAAUACAAUGGUUGCUGCAUUAUGUGAUCAGAGUUGGUGAAAAGUAAGAUUCUUUCUUGACAGGCCAUUAUUAAUAUUAUGUUAUCUGUCAGAACUGUCCAGUCAGAGAAGUCAAUUUCUAAAUUUUAACCCCCCCCACCCCAAAA